Lytechinus variegatus (green sea urchin) is the source of this 2000-nucleotide messenger RNA. RefSeq names its product transmembrane protein 183-like. The record is from RefSeq and is a predicted model, not a curated record. The coding region runs from base 146 to 1387 and encodes 413 amino acids. Gene Ontology annotation, cellular component: SCF ubiquitin ligase complex. Gene Ontology annotation, molecular function: protein binding. Lineage: Eukaryota; Metazoa; Echinodermata; Echinoidea; Temnopleuroida; Toxopneustidae. Gene Ontology annotation, biological process: regulation of protein stability. The transcript has 5 exons.
CACUGCUUCCAUAGUUCUCUUCGCACAACGUCAGUGCCCGAAGAUUUCCUCAAAGUUACUCUAAUAUUGAUACACGAAUAUUUUGUCAGCCCAAGUAAUAUGCAACAGAGGAAAUAGGAGAUGGGAUAUUCGAGGAUCACAAGAAAUGCCUCGAAGGUCAAAACAGAGAAAAGGGCGGGAUUGUGGCGGUUAUCUCAACCAAGCUGAUUUCAAGCUUGGUGAUUUUGCUGAUAAUCCUGCAGCAAGGUUGCCGUUGAGAGUGAGCAAGAAAUCUUUUCGGAUGAAGUAUGAUACGGUUCAAAUAGCCGACAUGAAGGAAGAGACAGCAUCUCUGGUCAAGAGCAAACUGAUGACCCAGGAAGCAGAUUCAAAGGUGGAAGAUAAAAUGGAGAAGAAGGAGAAGGAGGAAGAUCUUGCUUGGGACGAGCGAGAUUGGGAUGAAAAGGAUCCCUCUGAUUUUGAGACCAAUGCCAGCUAUUCAACUCACCAAGAGUUUGAUGAUGAGAAUGAAGAAGGAGACAAGACCACCAGGAAGAAAUCACGGAAAGGUUCUAAAAAGAAGGGCAAAGCAACGUUAGAACCCGUCCAGGAGGACACAAGGGUGUACCCGAUAGACCUGUGGUACAUUCUUGCUGAUUAUGUUAGACCUGAAGACAUCGCUACAUUCUCAUGUCUGUGCAAAGAUGCGUACAGUAUUACGAGGACAGUUUCAUUCUGGAAGAAAUUGUAUUUCAGAUACCUCAACCCCAGUACUGUUCUUCCACCAUAUCUUCAACCGGAGGGGAUAGAGCGUACCCGUGGCCUUUGUGCCUUCGUGAUCCGUGCCCUCUACUUCCUGCAUGAGCCCUACAGACUCUCACUCAACAAGCCCUGCCCUGUCGGAGAAGGCCACGCCUCACCCGAAGCCAUCAAAGAUUAUACUUGCCUUUAUACUUGGUCCAACGGAAGGAUGGGGCACCAUUUUACGCACUUUAUGAAGCUCCGUUUGUGCAGCAAAGAGGGCGCUGUGCUGCAUAAAGGCAAUAGCUUCGACAGAGACAUCUUUGCUAAUGACAAUCGCAGGGAGUGUAUCCUCAGAGUCCAUUGUGAAAGCUUCCAGGACGUGCCGUCCGGGAUGAUCAUGGGUCUUCAGCUUCUGAAGGCUUCGGUGAGCGUCAGCGCCAACAUGCGCCACCAUAAGGUCAGGUUGGAGUUUGGCCGGAAAGACCGCAGGGGUUCUUGCGUCAAGUCCAGCGUCAUCAUGGUCGUCCUAGAUCCGGUCUUGAAAGUGGACGUCCUGCAGUGGUGGCACCCGCAGUUCCGCGAGUGUUCGCAGAGGUCCAUCGAUAAGGCGGUCGCCCAGAACGUAGCGAACCUGAGAGAGAAUAUAGUUUGGGAAGGACUAUAGGUUAAUGCCUUGGAUUAGCUUUCAAGCAAGCUGGAAUGGAGUUGAGGCCGGAGUUCUGAGUCAUGAGGCAGCUGGAAAACUCUUUUCCCAUAGACUUUGUACAUGUUACUCGGCCCAAGGCCAAAGCCGGCAAAAUGGGGCCUCAAGGCUGGUCUAAGCUCCGUCCUUGCAUGUAAGGAAUGAAAUGAAUUCAGAAGUCUCAUAAUCUCUUUCAGAGAAUGGUGUCUUUCACUCGUGGCAUCCUCAGAUGAGGAAGCAUUGACAUUUAGGUCUAGUGAUGCCGUUCUCUGCAUGCUUUUUAGUGAAGAUAAUAGAUUAAUUGGAUUGUAUGUGCCCUGAAAUAUUUAAAUAUUUACCAAAGGUUGGGGUCUCUUUCUCCAGAGCGUACAGAGGUAGAUUGAUAAACCAACUCCUGAAAGUGUAGCUGAAUGCACCCAAUGGUCGAUUUUUAUUUGUGCCCUUUUUUUCAAGGUGGUAUUUAAAUAAAUGAUGUAUCUCGAUCUUUUGCAUAUCUAUUGAGUGAUUUCAAGUUCAGUGUUGACCUUUUGGUGUUGGUGUUAGGUCAAUUUUAACAUGAGUAUAACACCAAACAUAAAAUGAAGAUGGUCCUGAA